Molecule: messenger RNA, 3507 nt
Organism: Papaver somniferum (opium poppy)
Lineage: Eukaryota; Viridiplantae; Streptophyta; Magnoliopsida; Ranunculales; Papaveraceae
Exons: 5
Coding region: 235-3069 (944 amino acids)
Source: RefSeq, a predicted model, not a curated record
GAAAGAACAUUAAAGAAAAGAGAGAGAGAGAAUGAAAAGAGAUGAGUGAUGAUAAAUAAAACUCUUCAGAAACAACACAAAUCCCAAUUUGAAAUCUCAUUUCACCGCCUAGCGCUUCACCAUCAAACAAACAAACCCCAUCAAUCAUCGUCUCUCUCGACGAUUCUCCUAACAAUUCUCAGCAGGUUUACUUUUACAGCAUUCGGUGGGACUUCUUCUUGAGAUUUUCUUGAGAUGGAUGUCGUUCACCCAGGAGCAGUGUUGCAGCAACUUGACCACAAACCAAGUUUGAUAGGCAGUAGUUUGGAUUCAAAAUGCUCUUCUCAGUGGUCUGCAGUUGAUUACAUUUCUGCUCCAAGAGUUGUUAGAAAGACAGCAUACAAAUCUUCACCAAGUGCCAAAUCUAAAGAGAGUAUAAAUUGUCACGGGUUCCCGAAGCAGCCUUGUGACGAUGUUACUGAUGUUUCCAGAUAUGUAACAUUGGAUGCCUCUGUAGCAAAGGUUGCACCCGAACCAAGUCAUGAUCUUGUGGUUAUAGAUAAUUCUGCUCAAAAAAUAAAAAAAAAGAAGAAUAAAAAGAAGGGAAGAAAUUCAAAGAUGUCAGAAACUGUUUCUGCUGAGACUCGACCCAAUGAAUGUGCUGAAGACAUUACUAGACCAUCUUCUCGAUCACCUAAAGAAGGGGGUAGCGAAAAGGAUGAUAUAACCACAACAGAUGAUGGCUGCCCCUCUGAUCUUACUGGGAGUAGUGUACUAUCCGAGUUUGAUGGUUGGAAUUGUAACAGUGACAAUGCCCUUUUCUCUGGAAGGUUUUUAAAUGGAGUCAAGCAAGGGGAGGAGGGGCCGAAGCCUAUUGAUAAGAAAAUCUUUACGCAACGCGAUGAUCGUUGCAGCAAAGACAUCAAAGAGAAUAUAUCUGUCGGGUGCAUGUCUCAAAACAAGUCAUAUAGAAAUGGCGCAAACAAAUGUAACCGCCAGUUCUCUAGUUAUAGAAAUAGCCAUGCAGUCGCUUCAAAUAGAUGUAUUAAUAUGAUGUCCCAAUCUGCUGCAGCAGAUAAAUCUGGGUGGGACCACAAUAUCCGAACCGAGAAGGAAAUUCGCCAUUCCACCUGGCAUGACAGCAGGAAAAGUUUCAGGGAUGCACCCACCCGCUGGGUGAAGGUCUUUUCUGCUGGGCAUGAUAUUGCUGAUAAAGGAGUUGAGACGGUAAAUAAUAAGCAGAAAAUCUCUGGUAGCACGCAUUUGAAUGAGUCUCCGCGAGGGAGUUCUCAGAGGAUCCAUGGUAGUCUCUGUCAGUUUGACUCUGGAUCAGCGCAAGAUGACUGUGGGAGGAACUUGGACUGGAGGAAGUUCAAAGGAACGCAGAAUCAUUCUUUGAAGCGCAAGAUCAUCAACAAUAGAAAGCUGAAUAAUGGUGGAUAUAACUCUGCUGUUCCAGGUCAAUCAUCGCCCUUUGCCGUCCAUUCAUAUAACUCGAUGAAGAUUUCAAAGAGUGGACAAGUAUCAGAGGGAACUUCACCCAUUUCCUUAGAAGAUGGUAAGAGAGAACCUGCUCGCUUAGAAAUCAACCUAUCUGCCGAAGAUAUCACAAGGAAUUGCUUGCCUCAGGCCAAUUCGCAGCAGUGGGUUCCAAUCUGCACGAAGAACUCAACUACAAUGACAAACUCUGAUUCCUUUGGUGCUUGUAAUGAUAUAACGAUUACUUCAAGUUCAGGGGAGGAGAAAAUUAAAGUCCAAGUGGAAGAGAAUAAAGUUAAUGGCAGUGAAGAAAUACCCACUGUGAUGCCCAUCAAAAAUGAUAUGGCGGAGUUUCAUGAUCAAUUCAAUAGAACUGAAGAGAGUCACAGUAACGGAAAUGUUAGAGAUUAUGUCAAACCGGUUAUUCAUGCAACAAAAGCUCCCUUGUUGAGCAUUGGUUCACAAUUCAGAAUGAAAGCACUAGAUGCUGCUUACAGAUUACAAAUGGCAUCUGAAAGUGUUCAACAUGAAACUGGAAGUCCCCUUGCGGAGUUUGAGAGACUUGUCUAUUCUGCCGCUCCUGUCAUUUCCUCUGCAUUUUCUCCGCAAGAUUGUAGUUUUUGCCUGAGAAAUCAGCUCUCUCAUAGUUCCCUUUGCAAGCAUCAGAUUCCUAAUAUUCCGUUGAGCGCUAUUUGGAAUUGGUAUGAGAAACCAGGUAGUUAUGGACUGGAAGUGAUGGCAUAUGAUCAUAGGAAUAAGAAGGGAGUUGAUAUUAAUUCAGUUUCAUUCACUGCUCAUUUUGUUCCAUUUCUUUCAUCGGUUCAGUUGUUUGGCCGUUCUCGUAUGUGUCAAUGUAGCCAUGUACAACAUGAUUUUGAAUUGCAAGUAGAAGGAGAUGGUAAAGGAUGUGCAUCAUCUUUGAAGAGUUCUAUGAAUAAACCUUGUCCAGGAACCGUUGGGCCUAGUCAUUCUAAAGGGGAUGAAUCCGUGAGAGCACCAGACGUCUAUCCUGCAUGUGUAACUGACUCUGCUAAUUUAUCUUCUACACCUAUAUGCUCAGAUAAUAUGGAACUCUUAUUUGAAUUUUUUGAAACUGACGGGCCACAACUGCGAAAGCCACUUUAUGAUAAAGUAAUGGAGCUAGUAAAAGGUGGCACUUCCAAUCAUAAAGUGUGUGGUGAUCCAUCCAAUCUUGAAUGUAUGAACUUGCAUGAUCUCCAUCCAGCAUCUUGGUAUUCAGUGGCUUGGUAUCCAAUAUAUAGAAUUCCAGAAGGGAAAUUCCGUGCAUCAUUCCUGACAUACCAUUCAUUAGGAUAUCUAGUUCAAAGAUGCUCGAUAGACUCUGAAUGGAAUGAGCAGUCCUCAAUCGUUUCUCCUGUGCUGGGAUUGGAAAGCUACAACACACACGGAGAAUGCUGGUUCUGUCCUAGUAAGGCUAUUGAAAAUUCCCAAGCAAAUACGAUUUACAACAGUUCAGAUAUUCUGAAAGAGAGAUUGAAAACACUGGAGGAAACUGCAUUACUGUUUGCUCGAGGUUCCAUUUACAAGGAUCACGUUAUAUCCACCAACCGGCAGCUGGAUUAUGAGUUCUUCAGGGCACGUAAACGGUGAGGUUCUUUGUUGAGCUCUCUCACCAACGGUACAUUUCCUCCCCAGAUAAAAGCUUGCUAUGUGUGUUUUUGCAAGUGCUGCUUCAUACACUGUAAACAUUGAUGCAUAUUGCGCUUGCUUGCGAAUUGAUUACGUGGUAUAAUGUAGUGUAAAUUCCAAUUACAGACGAGUUACAUGCAGAAUUAGGAUCAAGUUCUCCCAGUUUAACAGACGGCUGGAAAGAAAUGAACAUAGUUAAUAGAUAGCUUGCAAGCUGACAGAGUUGCUUAUAUCUUUAUAUAUGUAGAUGUUGUGCGAAAAACGUAUUCCUGCAAAACUUUUGAAGUAGAUUUGCAAUGUAAAUCUGUAGUUAUAUUAUAGAGUGGAAUGAUUUGAUGUAAACCUAGAUCUUUGAGAUGUAAUCCUUGAGAUCCUUUAAAUGUUUGUACUUAGUUUCUA